Molecule: messenger RNA, 1254 nt
Organism: Amphiprion ocellaris (clown anemonefish)
Lineage: Eukaryota; Metazoa; Chordata; Actinopteri; Pomacentridae
Gene: acp5a
Product: acid phosphatase 5a, tartrate resistant
Exons: 6
Coding region: 66-1070 (334 amino acids)
Biological process (GO): bone resorption
Molecular function (GO): ferrous iron binding; acid phosphatase activity; ferric iron binding
Source: RefSeq, a predicted model, not a curated record
AAAUCACGAGACAGUGCUGUUGUUUAGUGUGGAGGCAGGCGAGAAGGGAGGAAGCAUAGGUCCACAUGAUGGCAGUCACUCUUUUAUCCAUUUUAAUUGCUGCCAUCCCUGUGGCCUACUGCUAUCCUACUGCCUUCGAAGACCUGGGAGAGAGUAGCAAGAACAGAACCUCUAUUCGGUUCUUGGCUAUAGGAGACUGGGGAGGAGUGAAUUAUGCGCCAUACACCACCGCUGUGCAGAAGGCUACAGCUCAAGAAAUGAGCAAAGUAGCAGAGCAGAUGGGAGCUGACUUUGUUCUGGCCCUUGGCGAUAACUUCUACUACAAAGGUGUGAACAGCGUGGAUUCCCCUCGGUUUAAGGACACUUUUGAGUCCGUGUACACUGCAAAGUCUCUCAGAGUGCCCUGGUAUGUUCUUGCUGGCAAUCACGAUCAUGCAGGGAAUGUCAAAGCCCAAAUUGAGUACAGUGGCAAAUCUGACAGAUGGAAGUUCCCUGCCUACUACUAUGAGCUGAACUUCCACAUCCCCAACACCGGAAAGACUCUGACCAUCAUCAUGCUCGACACCAUCAUGCUGUGUGGCAACUCUGACGACCAUGCUGACGAGAAGCCCAGGGGGCCGAUGUUUGCUGUGGAUGCUAACCGUCAGCUGACUUGGCUGCAGGAGAGACUGGCUCGAUCCAAAGCAGACUUCCUGUUGGUGGCAGGCCACUACCCUGUGUGGUCUGUGUCCAAACAUGGGCCCACAGAUUGCCUGCUGCAGAGGCUCCAUCCUCUGCUCAUUAAAUACAAAGCCACUGCUUACCUCUGCGGGCAUGACCACAAUCUGCAGUACAUUGAAGAGUCUGAUGUGGGCUAUGUGGUGAGCGGUGCUGGAAACUUCCUGGACCCCGACAUUCGUCACUGGAGCCACGUCCCCAAAGGUUCUGUGAAGUUCUUCACCGGUCAGGCUUCGACGCUGGGAGGCUUCGUCCAUGCAGAAGUCACAAAGAACAAGAUGAUUGUGACCUUCUUCCAGGCGAAAGGCACUUCUCUCUAUCGCACUGUUCUCUCCCAAAGAGAGUUUGAGUAGACGAGCUAACGGGAACAGUUGGCAUUUAAAUACAGUAUUAGUCUACAGUGUAUUUUGAAAUCGGGUAACUGUUGAUCCAGUUUUUAACUAUGGUAUUAUAAUUUCAGUGCAUUUUGCUGUUUUAGAAGAAUCAAAGUUUUACAUGUGAGUUUUUGUAUUAUAAAUAAAUGCUGUUUGUACAUAA